Paramormyrops kingsleyae is the source of this 3724-nucleotide messenger RNA. RefSeq names its product solute carrier family 28 member 3. Gene Ontology annotation, molecular function: pyrimidine- and adenosine-specific:sodium symporter activity. NCBI's taxonomy places the organism in Eukaryota, Metazoa, Chordata, Actinopteri, Osteoglossiformes, Mormyridae. Gene Ontology annotation, cellular component: plasma membrane. The record is from RefSeq and is a predicted model, not a curated record. Gene Ontology annotation, biological process: pyrimidine nucleoside transport; purine nucleoside transmembrane transport.
UCAUUUGUCAUCUGUGAUUAUUGUAACAAUAGAAUAAUCACAUAGCUUGCCGGGCUGGUCUUAUGUACAAUGUCUCCACAGAGGACUUAAGAUCUAAGAAGAUUUAGGAGAACUACAUAGCCAUAGAAUGUCCAAGGGUGAUGUUAAACCCACAUGUUCCACAAAAGCACCAUCUCUGUAUAGUAAAGUUAGCAUUCUUAGAACCUUCAGAAGUUCCCAGAAUUUUACAAAGUGAAAAUCUCACAAAAACAUGAUAUAAUGCUUAGAGACUGUAUGAGUCAUAACACCACAAAUAAGUCCUAUAUAAGAGGUUUCUUGUAAGAAUAAAGAGGAACUUCUUCAUUUCCUUUUCUUCUUAACUGUCCUGUAACAGGUGUUGCUUAAGGCAUCGUGUCAGUUAUUUUUUACACAAAGGGAUUUAGUAAUACAUGUCAUAUCCAACAGCAAAUGGAAUUUCAACCAAUAUCGAGUAUUACUGGUCAAAGCCAGCUCUGCCAAUUCUGUGCUUUUCCUUGAGUGGUUCAAUAGUUUGCAAUGGUCCCGUAUGUCUGUUAAGACCCGUUGAACAUUUCAGGGUACUUAUUCAUUCAGCGUUAGAAGAUGUUUAACAAUCAAUGGCACACACAUCCCUCACGCCAUAAACAAAUGAUUGCUGGGACUGUCAGCGUAAGGAUGAGCCGCCUUAAGGCCGCAGCCAAUGCUAAACUUCAUUGGAGAGUUGGGAGGAGGAGAUAGAGAGACAUACCAGUGAACUUCAUGAAUAUCCUCCCCCCCAUGCAGCCAGCCAGUCUUUAAAGGCUUCAAUCUCUCAGUGGACUCAGUUGUUCAUGAUGGAGCUCAGUGGAGCAACUGCAGGUAGCCAGAACCAGGGGCUCCCCAACCCUGUCUUUGAGAUGCAGGACAUGGUUUCUGUGGAUAUGGAAAUGAAUGUGAGAUCCACCACUGGAGAAGGACUGGAUGAAACAACUAGAAAACCCUACCAAAGGAUCUUGGAGGAGAAAGUCGAGUUCAUCUCCAGGCACUUUGAGAAACACCAGAAAAAGUUCUGGUUGGUCUGUAAAAUUCUUUUCAUGGCAGGCUGCGUCGCUGUAGUGAUUGCGGCGUGUGUAGUGAAUUUCCAGCGAGCGCUGCCUCUCCUCGUCGUCACGCUGGCAGCCAUCUCCUUUCUGCUGUGGGACUGGCUGAUGCAGCGCUACCAGCAUCACAUUCAGUACUUUCUAGCACAGGUGGAGAAAGUGAUGGCAAAGCAGAUGUUCUGUCUGAAAUGUGUGGUGUAUGCCGUCCUGUUGGGGGCGCUGGUGAGCUGGCUGGUACUGGAUACAGCCAGAAAUGGCUCGCAGCAGCUAGUCUCCUUUGCUGGCCUGCUUAUUUUCUCACUGGUGACAGUGCUCUUCUCCAAGUAUCCCUUUAGGAUUUCCUGGAGGACCUUGCUAUGGGGCAUUGGCCUACAGUUUCUGUUUGGCCUCUUAAUUCUCAGAACUAGGGCUGGAUACCUUGCCACGGACUGGCUUGGGAAGCAGGUGGAGGUGUUCCUGGCGUACACAGAUGCUGGCUCAGAGUUUGUUUUUGGUAAAACGUUCAAAGAGCACUUCUUUGCAUUUAAGGUCCUGCCCAUCGUGGUUUUCUUCAGCACCGUCAUCUCCAUGCUGUACUACAUAGGCUUCAUGCAGUGGCUUAUCCUGAAGGUGGGGUCCAUCAUGCUAGUUACCAUGGGAACAUCCCCCGCUGAGUCCAUGGUUGCAGCAGGAAAUAUAUUUGUAGGACAGUCAGAAGCGCCACUCCUGAUACGGCCGUAUCUUUCCAAGCUCACAAUUUCAGAGAUACAUGCAGUGAUGGCUGGAGGCUUUGCCACUAUAGCGGGCAGCGUCCUGGGGGCCUUCAUAUCAUUUGGGAUCCAGGCCUCACACCUCUUAAAUGCCUCCGUGAUGUCGGCACCUGCCUCACUGGCAAUCGCUAAGACUUUCUGGCCUGAAACAGACACACCCAGGAUCACAGCUAAGAAGGGCUUCAAACUGGAGAAGGGGGAAACUGGUAACCUGCUGGAAGCUGCCUCUCACGGUGCUUCCACCUCGAUCACCCUGGUGGCCAACAUGGCUGUGAACCUCAUCGCAUUUCUAGCUCUCCUCAGCUUCCUCAACGCAGCUCUGUCCUGGAUGGGAAACAUGUUCGACUUCCCCCACCUGAGCUUCUCUCUGAUCUGCUCCUAUAUGUUCAUGCCGUUUGCAUUCCUGAUGGGCGUGGCUCAGGAAGAUACCUUCAUGGUGGGCGAGCUGAUUGGAUACAAAACAUUUUUCAAUGAAUUUGUAGCCUAUGAGAGGCUUUCAGUGCUCAUCAAAAAGAGGCUUGAGGGAGGACCCGAAUAUGUGGAUGGUGUCAAGCAGUUCCUCUCUGUGCACUCUGAAACCAUAGCAACGUAUGCACUCUGUGGCUUUGCCAACAUUGGAUCACUUGGGGUGAUCAUAGGAGGCUUGUCGGCCAUGGCACCUGAACGCAGGGGUGACAUCUCCAGAUGUGCGAUCAGGGCUCUUAUCUCCGGGACGAUGGCCUGCUUCAUGACGGCUUGCGUGGCAGGAAUCCUGUACGUACCAGAACCACAAUGUUAUCAUUAUUUAGAAUACGAGCACCUCUCUGCAAUGACUAAUAGCACAGAGCUGUUGACCUGCUGCUUGGAUCUCUAUGCCAGAGUCACUGGGGUGAUCCUGUCCAACAUCACCACUGGCGGUGGCUACUCCAUGAAAGCGCUGAGAAACUGCUGCUCUCUUCUGAACGCCACGUCGUUUGACUGUCAACGGAUCCAUUCCUGAGGGAGAGGUGAAGACCUCCCAACUUUGGCUCCCCCACUGAGCUCAGGGCGUGGCAGGGUCCAUCAACCACGACAAAUGAAGCACUUCACAGUGGAACAGCAUAAAGCUUUUUGCUCUUUUCCAGUGCUGCCCUUCACGCAGUUUUCAGUUCUGGUAUUCUUGCACUAGAAGUGAAAUUCCUGGCCCUGCGCAUCCGAUCGGCCACUUUGCUGUUUACUGAUGAUAAUCCAUUAACACCCUAAGCUCCCUGCCUUUGUACUGGUCAGAUGGGCUCCCCAAAUGUUCAGUUCAUUUUCUGACCACUUUCUAACCAUGUUUGGGAUACUGUGCUAUCCCUGUAGAAUGGAAUAAUAUUUCAGUACUACUAAAACUGUAUAACAUUUACAGAACACAAAAGCCCUUUGCCUAAUGCCCAUACCCCCCUGCCCCCCCGACCCCCUCAGCGAUUCCCCUUCCCCUCUCCUCUGCACCGUCCUCUGGCCUCUGCCUGCCACUGCAUGUGCUCAGUGGCUCGUCCUCUCACGUUUCGUCCUGGCCGCCCUGCCACGGCUGCCUGUCUCUCGCCCAUCCGUCUCACAUGCCUGCUUUACUCACAGUGCACGUCGUGCAUAACCUUGAUCCAUCACGUUUGUUUGCCUGUUAUGUUUCCCAGUUUUUGGGUGGGAUGGCAGUCAGUGUGCUCAGGCAUUGUGAGGAUUCCAUUAUUGUUGUUGCUUGGUAUGUCUUGCUUGAUUUUUUUCAGUUAUAUUUCUAUUGAUAACUAUUAUUUGAUACAAAGUUGUUUCUUAGUCCUUGCUUAGACAGGCCAUUAUCUUAAUCUUUUAUGUAUUUAUGCUCUUAUCAGCUGUUAGAACCAUAUGUUCUUUUAUAUUCAGCAUAACAACAUCUGCCAGGAAAAUAAAAAAGAAUGUCAAUAAUAA